Messenger RNA from Struthio camelus australis, 1146 nucleotides. The record is from RefSeq and is a predicted model, not a curated record. Lineage: Eukaryota; Metazoa; Chordata; Aves; Struthioniformes; Struthionidae.
AUGGCAACUGCAAUGUACUGGUUACAGAGCGAUAAAGUCAGAACUACUUCUAGAGAGCCUGCUCCCGAAGUGCUGAUACAGGAAACGGCCACUGAGACUGUUCGUCAGCUUCAUCGGGAAUUCCUCAGAGCUGGAUCAAACGUUCUGCAGACAUUUACCUUUUAUGCCAGUGACGACAAACUAGAGAACAGGGGAAAUUAUGUAGCUGAGAAGAUAACUGGCCAGAAAGUUAAUGAAGCCGCUUGUGACAUUGCGAAAGAAGUGGCUAAGGAAGGUGAUGCUUUAGUGGCUGGAGGAGUCAGUCAAACACCAUCAUACUUAAGCUGCAAGGAUAAAGCAGAGGUCAAAGCAGUCUUUCGAAAGCAGCUAGAAGUCUUUAUGAAAAAGGGUGUGGACUUCCUAAUUGCAGAGUAUUUUGAACAUGUUGAAGAAGCUGUCUGGGCAGUUGAAGUUCUAAAAGAAUCUGGGAAGCCAGUCGCAGCUACAAUGUGCAUUGGUCCAGAGGGAGACAUGCAUGGUGUGCCACCUGGACAAUGUGCUGUCCAGCUGGUAAAGGCUGGUGCUUCUAUUGUUGGAAUCAACUGCCAUUUUGACUCAGAUACUUGCCUGAAAACUGUAAAGCUUAUGAAAGAGGGCUUGGAGGCUGCUAACCUGAAAGCAUACCUGAUGUCUCAACCACUUGCUUUCCAUACACCUGACUGUGGGAAGCAGGGAUUUAUUGAUCUUCCUGAAUUUCCCUUUGGUCUGGAGCCAAGAAUUGUCACUAGAUGGGAUGUUCAAAAAUAUGCAAGAAAGGCCUAUGACUUAGGAAUCCGUUACAUCGGGGGCUGCUGUGGAUUUGAGCCAUAUCACAUCCGAGCAAUAGCUGAGGAACUGGCUCCUGAAAGAGGUUUUCUGCCAGAAGCUUCUGAGAAACAUGGUAGCUGGGGCAACAGCCUCAGCAUGCAUACCAAACCCUGGGUCAGAGCAAGGGCAAGAAAAGAGUACUGGGAGAACCUGAAGCCUGCUUCAGGCAGGCCAUAUUGUCCCUCAAUGUCAAAGCCAGAUGGCUGGGGAGUGACCAAAGGAGCCAGAGAGCUGAUGCAGCAGAAAGAAGCAACAACUGAACAACAGCUGAACGAGCUCUUUCAGAAACAGAAGUUCUAA